UCCGUUUGCACACGUCAAAAAUCGAUGUGUGCAUUUGUUGAUUAGUCGCAGCCAGCAGCACAGUACAGCAUCGCCAUGUCCGAGCUGAUCAGCUACGAGGAGGAAUGCCAGCGAGCCGAGCUCUUGGGUCUGCAGCCGCCGGACAAAGCUGAAUUUGAGCGCAAACGCAGCGCACGGCUCGAACAGCAGCUGGCCGAACAGGAGGCUGCCGAGGCGGUCAUGCUGGAGCAGCAGGAUGAGUCGCUGCGCGGCGCCGGCGGCAAGCUGGACGAGCUGAACAGCAUCUUGUCUAGCACGCAGCAGCGCCUGAAUCGCUUUAAGCAAACGGCAUGCGGCAGCCUGACAAAUAUAUUUGCGCGUGGCGGCAGCCUUAGCGGCGCCAGUGGCGUCAGUGCUUCCAUGGAUGUGCCUGGCCAUAGCAUGGAGCAGCCGGCUGAACAGCAGCAGCAGGCGCCAGUGCAAAGGCAGCCACAGCCCAUGGCGCCGCCCACAGCCGCUGAGGUGGCAGCGGCCAAGGCGGCCAAGCGUGUCAUGAUGGAUGGCCAGCUGGACAAGCUGGACGCCCUGAUCAACAAAGCGGACAAUGCGCAGCUGGCCAUGAGCGAGCAGACAAAGCAAAUGCGUCGCAUAGCCAAGUGAAAGAAGCGUGCUUCGAGCGGUUGUUUGGGAUCGGGUAACUUAAAAGAAAAGCAUUCGGUUUUAUU
Molecule: messenger RNA, 704 nt
Organism: Drosophila hydei
Lineage: Eukaryota; Metazoa; Arthropoda; Insecta; Diptera; Drosophilidae
Exons: 2
Coding region: 76-639 (187 amino acids)
Source: RefSeq, a predicted model, not a curated record